AUGGCAUCAUCUAAGCCCACCCCUAAAAAGACCAAGAUGUCUCCGAUUAAGCCACCUGAUAGUACUUCAAAGCAUAAAUCUGAAUCUCCUCAGAAGCCAGAGAUGAAGCGAAUUGCCAAGAAACCUGUUCUCAAGAAGCCUGUCUCGAACAAAAUUCAGAGCCCAUUAAAGGGGGAGGCAAAUGUUAGCACCGGAAAGAAGAAUGAUAGUGAAACAUCCCCCCAAACAAAAGCCAUUGUUAAGAAACAUGACAAAUUAAAAUCACUAAGAUCUAAGAAGAGAUUGAAACAGCCUGCCCCUGUCUCCAGACCAAAAGGGAGUUCAGGUGUCUCAGAAAGACUUGGAAAAGGUUUGCCAGCAGUACAGAAGAAAUCUAAUAUGUCUGCUUUGCCAUCUGUAAACCCUACUGCAUUGAAACAUGGAGAAAGCAUGGAGAACAGAAGGAAAAUCAUGCCUAUGAAAUAUGACCAGAGAAUACUGAAGGAAAUUGUGAGAAACCCAGAGACAGCAAGAGCUAAGUCUUUAGCCGUCUCUUUACUGCAGAAACAUAGAGAGUAUUUGUCAAAACAGCUGAAUAGAGCAAGGUUCCAUGUAUCUGAGGAGGCUAAAGAAGUCCAAGCUCCCGUCCAAGAGGUUGGACUGCAGGACUUGCCCGAGGACAUUCUCACGAGUGUGAAAAUGAUGUUGGCUGACUCAGGAGCUCAGGAAGAUGAAGUCAAAGCUGCCAUGUUUUUGGAAAUCCAAGACACAAGUACUGGUCAUGGUGGUGUGAGGAAUGUGACAGCUUCUGUUGAACAGCCUGUGUCUGGUUCAAGCUCUGUCCAUGAACAGAGAUUCUCAAGUAAGCCAUUCCAGUGGCAUCGUGUGGAAACCUCCAUUGUCGAUGUACCUAGAAGUUCCAUCGGCAAGAAUGUGGACAGUGAGACACUUCACGUCCCUGGCUUUGUAAGUUCUGGGUCUUCCUCUGGUGUCACUGAAUCUUCCUCAGGUGAGGAAGCUCUGCACAAGACAGACUCACUUGGAAAGACAGAUGGUUCCUGUGCAGCAACUGGAGUAUUCCAUAUCCGACACCCAAGGGAGCUGUAUGACCCUGUUGCAAGCACCAGUACUUCAGUUCCUGUUCCAGUAGAAAGUCAGCCUUUUGUUUCUGAUUUCUGUGUGCUGGAGUCUGAAAACAGAACUGUAUCAAAUGUCUCUACCUCACCCAAACAACAUUCUCCUGAUCUGCCCCAAAGUGCCAGCCCCCCUGCAUGUACAAAUUCAGCAAAAGAGGCCCUCCCAAUUGUUGAUCAGAUAGCCCAAAUGAGAGUAGUGCAAAAUUCAGCGAUAAGUAUGCCUUCCAUCACUGUUCCAUCUCAGGCAAUAUCACCUUCCAAAGCUACUGGAUCAAGUAUUUUCUGCAGCCUUGAGCAGCAGCAACAGCGGCGCAAAUUUCUGUCACAAGCCAAGAUAUGGAAACCUAAUCAAGAGUACAGGCCUAACCAGUAUAAAAGAGGUCUUUUCUCUCAGAAGUAUCAUUCAUCAAAGCAUCAAGUGGAGCUGACGUUACGUAGGCAACAUCUUGAUAUUCAUAGAAAGUUGACAGCCAUCGCAGAUAUGGGUGCAGAAGAGCUAAGAGAUCCUCGAAAUUUGGCAGAAGUCCUUCAUUUAAGUUUAGAAGAGGAUAAACUCUGUGGGGAUGUUGAGGAACUUGACCAGGAAAUCUGGAAAUUGAUGCAACAGAGGUCUCGAGUGAUGGAACAGAUUGCUAGAAUCCGCAAUGUGCGCAUUGAGACCUUACGUGCUAUUCUUGGUCUGCCAAACUGCCUAUCAGCUAAUCCUGAAUGUGAAUCAGCUGGCAGAACAUUUUCAGUGAGUCUAAGCAGCAGUGAGCAAAACCAGUCACUCAUAAAUGCUGGAACCUCUUGUGAAUCUUUUUCUGGUGAGCUUCAGUCUUCAGAGGUUAGCAGGGCUCCUGUGAGAACUGAUGCUAAUAUUUCUCCAACCAGUGUGUGUUCAUAUGUAUGUCAUGGUGAUUUGGAUUCCCAUAGUCAUACAGCAAGGUUUGUCAUGAGUGGGAAAGCCAAACCAAGCACUGUCAGCACUGUCAAAUCUGUGUCUUCAAUUCAUAUAGACAACAGUGGAGGAGGCUCUGAGGUGAUUGUUAUUCAAGACCCCAGCACAAAUAUCAACCUGGACAGUCUCACAGUUCCCAGGCAUCAUUCUUCAGACAACGUUAAUUCAAAUUCUACAUCUUUAGAAAAACUUCCCCAGUCAGCCUAUGUCAAGAGUUCUGACAAUACAACUCCUGCUUCAAGAAUUUUGGAGGGAGAGGGAAGUCAGCCAUCAAGAAAAGAAAGUGAACACGAAUCACCAGAGCUUCCAAAGUCCAAAAAGAGGAAAUUUUUUCCAAACCUGGCCACUUCUGGGAAGCGGCGAAGAAGUGGGAGCCUGUCAGAACCUGAGCUGCCAAAUCUUCCUAUCAUCUCAUUACAAAAUGUUCAGCAGCAAGAUUGGGUGAGGGAUUACACUGGUCGAGUAGGAUCUGUCCAUGUAUCCAAUGAUGAACAGGUUUUUCCACUUCAUUCCCAGAAGAUCACUGGAAUGAAACUGUUCCGAAGGCGAAUAUUUACUGUGAGCGAUGACCAAUCCUUGAAUGUGUUUCACACAAGGACGUUGUCAUUGGUGUGUCGAUUUCCUGGGCAUCAUUACUACCCAAUUACCUGUCUUGAUGUCUGUGACCUGAACACAUAUCAGUUACUGAAGCAUUCAAAUCAGUCCAGUGACCCUGGAGAAUUCAAAGGUGAAUUGGUGAUGAGUGCUUGCAAAGGUGGUAUCAUCAAAUUCUUCCAUUGCUAUACUUCAGGAAAGGGAGUUGCAAUCUGUGAGAAGAGCUUGGGGACAGAAAUAUUGUGCAUGGAGAAGGGAAAGGGUUUCAUAUACCUUGGUGUUCAGGAUGGGACAUUACUGUUCCUCAAUCCUCGGCAGAUGGAUGUACAAAGACGAAUACUAACAACUGAAGGGAGAAAUAGCCCCAUCCUCUUCCUGAAGCACCAUGAUCAUUUCAUAUAUGUGGGUAAUGCCCAUGGCCUACAAAUCCGUGAUCAAGCUGAUGGUAUGUUCCCUUAUCUGUACAGC
Darwinula stevensoni is the source of this 3117-nucleotide messenger RNA. Lineage: Eukaryota; Metazoa; Arthropoda; Ostracoda; Podocopida; Darwinulidae. The record is from the annotation of a GenBank genome assembly.